UCGGGUUCGCCGGAUAACAAAAACACAAACACACCGUUGAAGCCUCCUCUUUUGUCCCAAGAGAGAGUACGAGAAAAAACAGAGACACACAGCCAAACACCAAAUCUCCGCUUCCAAAAUCGCACCCACUGACAUGGCUGAAGGAGCGGAAGUUGAGGAGCGGGUGGAUCUAGAUGAGGACAAUUACAUGGAAGAGAUGGAUGAUGAUGUAGAGGAACAAGCAGAUGAAGAUGGAGCCGAUGGAGGCAGUGAUGACAAUGUGGAGGAACAUGCUGAAGAAGCAGAGGAGGAUUCUACAACCAGGGCUAGCAAGAAAGAGCAAUCUCCAGAACCAUAUGGUAGCGACAAUGGUGGUGAAAUGGUGGAUGAUGAAGAGAAACCUUCUGCUUCUCUCACUGAGGAGGAGAAAGAGAAGCAUGCUCAACUGCUUGCCCUGCCUCCUUAUGGAUCUGAAGUGUUCAUCGGUGGCCUUCCUAAAGAUGCCUCAGAAGAAGAGUUGAGGGAGCUAUGCAGUGAAAUAGGCGAAAUCCUUGAGAUAAGAUUAAUGCAAGACAGAGAAACUGGUGAGAGCAAAGGUUAUGCAUUCAUAGGAUUCAAGUCUAAAGAGGUUGCACAGACGGCUAUUGAAGAAUUACAUAAUAAAGCAUUUAAGGGUAAGACUUUAAGAUGUUCACUUUCUGAAACAAAACAUAGACUGUUCAUUGGCAAUGUUCCAAAAAUUUGGACCGAGGAUGAGUUUCGAAAAGUUAUUGAGGAGGUUGGUCCUGGAGUUGAGCACAUUGAGCUGAUAAAGGAUCCUCAAAAUCCAAGUAGAAAUCGUGGUUUUGCUUUUGUUUUGUAUUACAACAAUGCUUGUGCUGAUUAUUCAAGACAAAAAAUGGCAAAUUCAAGUUUUAAGCUGGAGGGAAAUACCCCAACUGUGACCUGGGCUGAUCCAAAAAGUACAUCUGAUCAUUCUGCUGCUGCUCAGGUGAAGGCUCUUUAUGUGAAAAACAUUCCUGAGAACACUAGCACUGAUACGCUCAAGGAAAUAUUCCAGCGUCAUGGUGAAGUGAUUAAAGUAGUUAUGCCACCUGGCAAAGGUGGUCAAGGCAAACGGGAUUUUGGAUUUGUACACUAUGCUGAAAGGUCAAGUGCUCUGAAGGCAGUUAAAGAUAGUGAGAAGUAUGAAAUUGAUGGCCAUCCACUAGAGGUUGUUCUUGCGAAGCCUCAGACUGAUAGAAAGUCUGAUGGGGCUUAUCCCUACAAUGCUGGGCCUCACGCAAAUCAUGCUCCACACCCAGGGUAUGGUGGGUUUGCUGGAAAUCCGUAUGGCUCUGCAGGUGCUGGAUUUGGUGUUGCCCCAGCAUUUCAGCAGCCAAUGAUUUAUGGUAGAGGGCCAAUGCCAUCAGGAAUGCAGAUGGUGCCGAUGGUUCUACCAGAUGGUCGAAUAGGCUAUGUUCUUCAGCAGCCUGGGGUACAGAUGCCACCUCCUCGGCCUCGAAGAGGGGACCGAAACAAUGGACCAAGUGGACCACCAGGGAGAGGAGGUGGUGGCAGCGAUGAAGGCAGUCGUGGAAGGAGAUACCGACCUUAUUAGUUUCAAAAGAUUGAGGAUCCUGUUCUAGGUCGGGUAAAAGUAAAACGAGGACCUGUUGUGGUUGAUUGGUAUGCCAUGUUGCUUCAAACAAAAAUAACAGAACCCCUCUCCCUUGUUGCUCUUUUUUCUAUGGUAUGGGGCAAAAGAAAAAGGCGGCUAGGAUUAGGAAACAUGAGUUAUUAUAGUUUGAUGUUGGUGUCUCAAGGAUGUUUGGCCAAAAGGAAAAUGCUCGAGAAAAUUGAGAAUUUAGGAAUUGUCUCUUGCGCAUUAACUUAUCUACUUGAACUGCAUUUUGUUUGGCAUUUUUGAUGACACCUUCAAUCGAAUUUGAUC
This is a messenger RNA of Fragaria vesca subsp. vesca, 1912 nucleotides long. Its product is annotated as heterogeneous nuclear ribonucleoprotein Q-like. Bases 134 to 1579 code for a protein of 481 amino acids. NCBI's taxonomy places the organism in Eukaryota, Viridiplantae, Streptophyta, Magnoliopsida, Rosales, Rosaceae. The record is from RefSeq and is a predicted model, not a curated record. The transcript is spliced from 9 exons. Gene Ontology annotation, molecular function: mRNA binding. Gene Ontology annotation, cellular component: nucleus.